AUGGCUAAGGAUGGUUUAGGACUAGAAAUUGAACUAACGUUGGCUCUUCCCGGAGGUGGUGGUGAAUCUGGUGGUUCGAUGGAGAAAAAAGGGAAGAAAAGGGUGUUUUCUGAAUUUUCCGGUGACGAGACGAGGGAGGCGAAGAAGAAUCAAGUUGUGGGAUGGCCACCGGUAUGUUCUUACCGGCGGAAGAAUAGCUUUAGUGAGGAAGAGGGAACGAAAAUGUACGUGAAAGUUAGCAUGGAUGGUGCCCCUUUUCUUCGCAAGAUUGAUUUGAGUACACAUGAGGCGUAUUCUAGUCUUCUCAUGUCUCUUGAAAAACUCUUUUGCUGCUAUAUUGGUCAGUAA
Messenger RNA from Fraxinus pennsylvanica, 348 nucleotides. Lineage: Eukaryota; Viridiplantae; Streptophyta; Magnoliopsida; Lamiales; Oleaceae. The record is from the annotation of a GenBank genome assembly.